Messenger RNA from Anguilla anguilla (European eel), 1182 nucleotides. RefSeq names its product anterior gradient protein 3-like. The transcript is spliced from 10 exons. NCBI's taxonomy places the organism in Eukaryota, Metazoa, Chordata, Actinopteri, Anguilliformes, Anguillidae. The coding region runs from base 333 to 1085 and encodes 250 amino acids. The record is from RefSeq and is a predicted model, not a curated record. Gene Ontology annotation, cellular component: endoplasmic reticulum.
AAACUGCUGCGGGACGUCAACAACCCACAAGUACCCUCUCACAACCCACGCUGAGGUGCCGAAUGGGAUGCCACCAGGCCGACACCCGCCUCCUGCCAGCUCCAGCCUGCUGCUUCUGCAGUGAACUGUGCCAUUACAUUACAUUUAUUUGGCAGACGCUUUUAUCCAAAGCGACGUACAAUGAGUGCAUACCGGAGGUCAUUGGAACAACUACAAAACGGGUCUGAUAAGGGUGGAGCGGAAGAGCAAGUUCCCCAGUAUACCAUUCACAGAUCAUACUCGCUGAGCGUCAGUUUGCUGCUCAGACCAGGAACAGCGCCCCUGUUUGAACGAUGAAGGCCAUGCUCCACGCUUUCAGUUUCUUCCUGAUCUGUGUGUUGGCCUACUACGUCGCCGUGGUCAUCCAGAGGGAAGAGAAGCAGUCCCCGGGGAAGCACAGCGAGAGCCCCCACAGGAGCCAGAAGGCCAGCGGCUCCGCCCCUGCGCCGGUGGAAGAGCCCCCGCUGCCACUCCGAGAUGCGGAACGCCAGGCAGAUGUGCCGGUUGGAGACCCCGCGGCGGAAGAAGAGAACCAGCAGCUGCCGUCGCUCCAAGGCGUGACGACGGCUCCAGACCACGACGCGGAUGUGCCGGACGAAGUUCCCGGGGGUCAAGAAGAGGAGAACCAGCAGCCACACCCCCUGGCCCGAGGCUGGGGUGCCGACAUUGACUGGGUCGAGACGUAUGAGGAAGGCCUCAAGGUGGCCAAAGCCAGCCAGAAACCUCUCAUGGUCAUUCACCACCUGGAAAAUUGUCCCGUAUGCAAAGACUUGAAAGCAGCGUUCUCCAGCCAUGAGGAGAUUCAGAGGAUGGCGAAGGAGGACUUCAUCAUGUUUAACCUGGUGCACGAGACCGAAGACCGCAAUCUCGCCCCUGACGGCUACUAUGUUCCCAGGAUCCUUUUCAUCGACCCAGCAAUGGUGAUCAGAGCUGAUAUCGCUACAAAGAGCGAGAACUACAGAUACAGCUACACACAUAACGAUAUGCAGCUAUUGAUGGAAAACAUGAAGAAAGCGAAGACACCUCCUGAACAAUCUGAACUGUAGCCUCCCUCCCAGUGGCUCGCCACCAUCAGCACCAGCUAGCAGAAGCCCAGGGAAUCUUUCUGGCUUUGUCCGUAGAUAAUAAAUGUAUUUCAAAAGG